Messenger RNA from Funneliformis geosporum, 239 nucleotides. The record is from the annotation of a GenBank genome assembly. NCBI's taxonomy places the organism in Eukaryota, Fungi, Glomeromycota, Glomeromycetes, Glomerales, Glomeraceae.
UCAUUAAUCCGGCUGAUUCGAGUAAUACUCUUCGUACUGGUCGGCUUUUCAUAUUCAUUAGGCCAGAAUAUUUUAUUGGAACUUUAUCAACAACCCAUAUAGUAGAUUUAGAAAGUAUCGUUUCGAAUGAAGAGUUUUCCACUACCCUAAAGAAAGGAGGCAAAGUUAGACCUAUUUGGAUUCUUCUUGUUGAUGGUGGACCCGAUGAAAACCUGAAGCAUAUGAAAAAUAUUAUUUAA